Messenger RNA from Drosophila erecta, 457 nucleotides. RefSeq names its product protein FAM98B. The transcript has 3 exons. The record is from RefSeq and is a predicted model, not a curated record. Bases 19 to 414 code for a protein of 131 amino acids. Lineage: Eukaryota; Metazoa; Arthropoda; Insecta; Diptera; Drosophilidae.
UUAGAUCCAAUAGAGAACAUGAGGCAAAACAAGAUAACGAUUUUCGGUCUGGCCCUGCUGCUUUGCUUGGGGCUUGCACACUCACAUGGUUUUGGUGGAAAAUUCGGAGGAGGUUACGCCCCUGUCUACAACAAUUUUGUCCCAUAUCCAGUUGCCCAACCGAUCCCAGUGGCCCAGCCUGUUCCUGUUCCAGUGGCUGUUCCUCAACCAAUUCCAGUCCCAGUCCCGCAACCAGUAGCUAUUCCCAUCAAACACGGAUGGAAGGGCGGUCUAGGUCUAGGUGGAUUUGGCGGAGGUUAUGGCGGCGGUUUCGGAGGCUAUCAGAACUUUGCCUCUGCCUCCUCAUUUAGCUCUGCCAGUUCAUUUGGCGGUGGCUAUGGCGGCUUAGGCGGUGGCAUCUUUAGAAGGCGAUAGGAAUUUGUUAUAUGUUUAUUAAACAAAUAUUUAAGAUUGUUAC